AAGAUGGCUGCCGGCGGCGGCGGCGGUGGCGAGACGGUGCGGCUGCGCCUCCUGUUCGACUACCCGCCGCCGGCGGCCCCGCGCUGCUCCGUGUCGUGGCUGCUGGCGGACCUGGGCCAGUGCCGGGUGGUCACCGACCUGGCCAGCCUCAUCCGCCACCGCUUCGGCUUCAGCGCCGGCGCAGCCCUGGGCCUCUACCUGGACGGGGGGCUGCUGCCGCCCGCCGAGAGCGCGCGCCUCGUGCGCGACAACGACUGCCUCAGAGUUAAACUGGAAGAAGUGGAAGUCGCCGAGGGUUCCCUGGCUGUCAGCAACGGUUUCCGGCAUCCGGCCAAAAAGACAAAGAAACGGCACCGGUCCAGGUUGGAGGAAGAGGAAUCGGAGGAAGGUGCAGAAGACCAGAACAGAGCGAAGCGCUUGAAAGGCCCGGGUGGCUGUCCCGGCCCCUCCGAGGGGAAACCCGUCGACGACCCGGGCCCAAGGAAGAAACUCAGACAGAAAGAGAGGAGGGAGAGGAGGGGACAGAAUGGCACUGCGGGAGAUGAGGGCCGAGCCGGCGGUAGGGAACAGAACAAGAGGAAAUUGGGGAAGGAGAAGGAGGCGGAGGCGGAGGGAAAAGGCAAACGACAGAAGAAGACGGUGCCUCUCCCCGCCGGGGUCAGCGGGCUCCUGAAAGGGCACCCCCCUGCCGCGGCCAAGAAGAAGCUGGGGAAGCGCUGCCCCGCCAAGCCCUCUCCCGACUCCUCCUCCGGCUCGUCGUCGGGAUCGGAUUCCUCCGACUCGUCGUCUGACGAGGGCGGCCCCGAGGGCCAGAAAGGCCCGGAGCAGCCCGCCGCCCCGACCCCGAAGCGUGGGCAGGCCCGGCCCCCCGAGCCCGGUCCCGGGGCGGAGAAGGCCGGCGGGAGCGGCAGCAGAUCCGCCCGGGCCCGAGGAAUCGGAGCCUCCGACUCUGGCUCGGAAGGGAAGAAGCGGAAGAGUCCCCAGGCGGCCCCGGCCGGCGCCGCCCUCUCUCAGGGCCCCCCUGAGGAGGCGAGCCCCUCGCCCGAUGCGGACCGGCACAGUCCGGCGCCCCCGGAGAGCGCCCGGUUUGCCGGCGGACCCGAUCCGCUCGGGGUGGGCUACUGUGCCAGGCGGCCACCUGGCCCGGCCCCCGGCCUCGGCGGUCUGGGCCGGGGUCGAGCGAGGGGGGAGGACCUCUUCCCUUGGAGAGGGGCCCGGGACCGGGGGUUUCGCGGGAUGAGCCGAGGCCGGGGCCGGGGGGAGGGCUACCGGGGCUUUCCCGGCGGCGGAGCUGAGUCGCAGAAACAGCAACAGCUGACCGAGGUGGCCGCCAACAGCUCCAUUGUGAUCCAGCAGAACGCAGUGGAGGCUCCCCGACGGGACUACAGCGUCCUGCCCCUGCUGGGCUCCGUUCCUCCGCAGGUCGGGACCAAGAUCGCCUUUAAGGUUUUAGAGCUGACUGAGAACUACACUCCUGCGGUCUCCAGUUUCAAGGAGGGAAGAAUCGUAAGCUACAACCCAGAUUCCAGCGAGAUCGACAUCGAGGUCCUGUCCUCGUCCCCAGUGGCCAAGGAACCCGGGAAGUUUGAUCUGGUCUACCAGAACGAAAAUGGAACCGAGGUAGUGGAAUACGCCGUGUCCCAGGACCAAAGGAUAACCAAGCGCUGGGAAGGCAUCCUGGAGCCGAGGCUGAUCAUAGAACCGACCCCGAGCGGCCCGCCGAGCGCAGAUCCUGCUCAGACCUAAUUUAUCGCGACUUCGCGGGGUUCCGUGAGAACAGAGACCUGUAAAUAGCCGACGAACGUACUGUUUUAUGAGCUUUGUGCCGAAGGUCGUUGCGACUGCCGUGAAUCUCCUCGAAAGAGACGCGCACACACCCUCGCCCGCCCCCCACUCAGCGUUUUUGUACCUUCGUUGUUUUUAAGUCCAAGGAGAGACUGUCUACCUCAACACUCGCUUUUAAGAAUGCAACGGAUGGGCGUCGUUCCACUGUAUCGUGACCGAUCAUUCCAGAAACGGGAGCUUCCCGCCGCGGGGCCCGGGCCGGGAGACUGGUGUCACCGCUGGAACGGUGGGCAGGUGUGCCGGGUCGUAGGUGUCAUUUCUCGAACUAAGGGGCUCUGACAAGUCGUACGUGUAAUUUCUCGAACCGUCUAAGGGACUCUGACAAUCAGUGGGGAUCUCGGAAUCCGGAGCCCAGCCCCCGCGGGGGACGGGUGCGUAUUAACUGACCCAGUCCCUCGCCGGCUGGCAGGUGGACUCAUCUGAAAGGCUAAGCGUGAAUUCCAUUAAAUGUAGGGUAUUUUGCACACUAAAA
Molecule: messenger RNA, 2317 nt
Organism: Tachyglossus aculeatus (Australian echidna)
Lineage: Eukaryota; Metazoa; Chordata; Mammalia; Monotremata; Tachyglossidae
Gene: COIL
Product: coilin
Exons: 7
Coding region: 4-1746 (580 amino acids)
Biological process (GO): spliceosomal snRNP assembly
Cellular component (GO): Cajal body
Molecular function (GO): U2 snRNA binding; U1 snRNA binding
Source: RefSeq, a predicted model, not a curated record